Messenger RNA from Varroa destructor (honeybee mite), 8401 nucleotides. Its product is annotated as fatty acid synthase-like. The record is from RefSeq and is a predicted model, not a curated record. Gene Ontology annotation, molecular function: phosphopantetheine binding; 3-oxoacyl-[acyl-carrier-protein] synthase activity; fatty acid synthase activity. NCBI's taxonomy places the organism in Eukaryota, Metazoa, Arthropoda, Arachnida, Mesostigmata, Varroidae. Gene Ontology annotation, biological process: fatty acid biosynthetic process.
AUUAGUGACAAUAAACUGUCGUUACGGUGCCGUUCCACCAGUUCGACGCUGAGAAGUUUUUAAAAGGGCUUUGCAGCGUACUAAUAUAACUGUGACAAAUCGUGACAGGUACCAGUGCGUGAUUUCUAUGUGAUCACCACUUCGUUAUUGUUCAGCCUUUGUCACUCAAAAACAGGUACUUUGAAACGCCAUCGAAAGCAGCCCAUCAGCAGGCUUCAAGGCUGUGAUCCAGUUGAUAUUCACCUAGCUUCAGAAACAGACAAAAUGUCCUACAAAGACGGCAGACCCGAAAUGUUUCAAUGGGAGGUUAAGGACGACAUCGUCCUUAGUGGAAUAUCCGGUUAUUUUCCCCAGGCCGAUGGAAUUGAAGAGUUUCAGCAGAAACUUUACAACGGGGUGGACAUGGUUACCGACGACGAGGUGCGUUGGCCACGCGGGAUGUACGGCCUACCCGAAAGGGCUGGCAAGAUCAAGGAUCUGUCAAAGUUCGAUGCACAAUUCUUUGGAGUACACCCCAAACAGGCGCAUCUCAUGGACCCUCAGCUGAGGCUGUUCCUUGAGACUGCAUACGAAUCGAUUGUAGAUGCCGGAUACGAACCUUCUACUCUUCGAAGGAAGAAGAUCGGUGUAUAUAUCGGCGCUUCGGAAUCGGAGUCAGGCGAGGCACUCGAUCAAAACGCUGACGAAAUCAAUGGUUACUCACUGGUCGGAUGUUGCCGCGCUAUGUUCGCAAACCGCAUUUCCUAUUCUCUAGAUUUCACUGGGCCUUCGUUCACCGUAGAUACUGCGUGCUCUGCAGCCAUGACAGCUUUCACGCAGGCUGUUAUUGCCAUCCGUUCAAAUCAGUGUGAGGCUGCCAUUGUGGGUGGUUCCAACCUGUGCUUGAAGCCCAGCAACGCCUUAAACUUCCAUCGCCUGUCAAUGUUGAAUCCUGAUGGUAUGUGCCGUGCCUUUGAUGAAAAUGGUAAAGGAUACGUACGUUCAGAAACGGUUGGCUGCGUCUUUCUGCAGAAGCGAGCAGACGCGCGUCGUGUGUAUGCAACGGUGGUGCACGCCAAAGCUAAUGCUGACGGCUUCAAGAACGAAGGAAUUACGUUUCCCGGAGGUCACACCCAAGAGAUCCUUUUGAGGGAAGUGUACUCCGAGGCCAAGGUUGACCCAAGGAAAGUGGCUUACGUUGAAGCACAUGGAACUGGAACAAAGGUUGGAGAUCCUCAAGAAUCGGGCGCUCUUUAUAACGUGUUUUGUAAGGGCCGCAAAGGAUGUCUUUAUGUUGGCUCAGUGAAGUCUAACUGCGGACAUGCUGAAAGCGCCUCCGGUAUGUGCUCCUUGGCGAAGGUGGUUACAUUGUUGGAAACCGGCGUUAUCCCUCCGAACUUGCACUACGAGAACCCUAACCCUAAUAUUCCUGCUCUGAUAAACGGAUCCAUAAAGGUCGUUCACGAAGCUACUCCGUUUCCUGGAGGAUGCGUUGGUUUGAACUCAUUCGGUUUUGGCGGUGCCAAUGUGCACGUCAUCCUUGAGCAACACAAGGGAGAGCACGUCAACUCGGUGACACGCCAAAAACCUCAUAUACCCCGCCUCGUACUGGCUUGCGGCCGUAACGAGGAAAGUCUUGAAAUCGUUCUACAGCGUUUGGCCACUGAAAUUUUACCAGAUGCAGCUUAUGAUCUUCUUAACAGAGUAAAUAAAGCACCUAGCCAUUUGAUGACUAGGAGAGGUUUUGCAAUUCUGCCACCUUCCGGUGAACCUGUCAUUGUCCAAGAUAACGCCGAACUAACAAAGCGACCCAUUUACUUUAUCUACACUGGUAUGGGUGCACAGUGGCCCACCAUGGCUCGCCAAAUGAUGGAAUUUGACGUGUUUGCCAAAUCGAUUCGCAAGUCCCACAAGUUGCUCGAGCCUCUUGGAUUCGAUCUCUUGCAGAUUUUGACUGGAGACAAAAUCCAAAUUACCACGACGGUGGUACCGUUUGUCUCAAUCGCCGCUGUUCAGGUAGCGCUCACGGAUUGUUUGCUUGCAGUGGGUAUCCGCCCCGAUGGAAUUGUUGGACACUCGGUCGGUGAAUUGGGUUGCUCAUACGCUGAUGGAGGCUUCACCGCAGAGCAGACAGUGCUGGCUGCCUAUUGGCGUGGCAAGUGUAUAGAGAUCUCGGAUCUGCCUAAGGGCGCCAUGGCUGCCGUCGGCUUGACGUGGGAGCAGGUUUCGAAAAGAUGCCGCGAUGGUGUAACGCCGGCUUGCCAUAACAGUGAGGAUUCUGUCACGAUCACGGGACCUGCAGAGGCUGUGGAAUCUAUUUGCACUGAACUCAAAGCCGAAAACAUUUUCGUCCGCGAAGUUAAUUCCAAUGACGUUGCCUUUCAUUCUGUGUACAUGGAACAGAUUGCUCCGUUGCUUCGAGCCGCUCUCAACAAGCUAGUCCCCGUUGCUAAACCCCGCUCGGCGCGUUGGAUUUCGUCCUCCAUCCCUAAAAGCCGCUGGAACGAACCCAUUGCCAAAACCUGUUCUGCUGAGUACCACGUCAACAACCUGGUAUCGCCCGUACUGUUCAAGGAAGCGCUCGACCUUCUGCCUGACAAUGCGAUUUGUAUCGAAAUAGCUCCACAUGCCCUGCUUCAAGCCAUCCUCAAGAGGAGUCUUAGUCCCAGGUGCGAUUCCGUCGGACUGAUGAGGAAAAACACCGAUAACUUUGUCACCUUUUUGACCGCCCUAGGAAAGCUUCACAUGUUGAAUGUCGACAUUGAUAUGUCGGCGUUAUACCCCAAGGUUGAGUACCCGGUUCCGCGAGGGACACCGAACCUUUCAAGAUUUGUUGCUUGGGAUCACGGUCUCGACUGGCGAGUGUGCAAAUGGAACGACUUCGAAGGAGCUUCCAGCUCAGCGGAAGAUGUUACCGAAGUUGAUCUGUCUAACGAGGAAUGUCCAGAAAAAUAUAUGGAAGGUCACAAAAUUGAUGGUCGUGUGCUUUACCCUGCUACUGGUUACAUGAUCCUUGCAUGGAAGGCCCUCGCUAGGCGGCUUGGUAAGCAAUGGACUGAUAUGCCAAUUAUCUUCGAGAACGUCACUCUGCACCGUGCUACAAUCUUGCCGAAAACCGGAAGCGUCCGGCUUUUUGUAAACAUUAUGGUCACCACUGGACAGUGGGAGAUUACUGAAAGCGGAAUGGUCGCGGCUUCUGGAAAAGCGUACGUUCCUGAGAACGCAGCAUUUCUCGAUUCUUACAUUCCUGUGGUACCCGAAACAGUCAAAUACGAACUCGAAGGAUCAGAUAUCUAUAAGGAACUCAGUUUGCGUGGAUACGAGUACCACGGGAUGUUUCGCGGCAUCGCUCAAGCUGAUAUUAACGCUCCGUUCGGUAAGUUAAAGUGGGCAGAUAACUGGGUUACCUUCCUCGACACCAUGUUGCAGUUUACGAUCCUUGGCAAUAAGUACAGAACCCUAAACCUCCCCGUGAGAGUCAGCCAGUGUCGCAUUGAUCCCGUUGCUCACGCUAAGGCUGUCCAACACCAACCUGAAAGCCUUACGGUCUAUUACGAUAAGGAAAUGAACACCUGUCUGGCUGGAGGAGCUGUUAUUAAGGGCCUUAAAGCUAACAUAGCUCCCAGAAGAAACGCACAGGCCGCUCCGUUCCUCGAGGAGUACCACUUUACGCCCAAUACUAUGGAAGUUAGCGAUACGACCAACGAAGAGUACGUGAACGCAUGCAGCACGAUUUUGAGUCGCAUCCUAAAAAAGGAAGGUCAAAACAAGACUGCAAUAAUGAACGGAUUCUUUGAGGUAUCUGAGGAGGUAAUCCAGAAGUAUAUUACCAUGCACAGCGUCCAAGGAGUAGUUAUAAAGCUGCUUGCUGAAGUACUUGAAUUAGUUGAAAAUGGACAACCCAUCAAUGGUGCUUUGCGUAACGCCUUCCAGGGCCGUAAGGAAGAGAUUCAAUAUGAUCUUCUCAACGCAUCGCUAUGGAACGAGAGAAAUCUCAGGCCUUUAAUGGAUAUAGUCGUCGAAAAUGUUUCUGGCAGGAAACUUCGCAUCACUGAGAUUAACACUGACAAUGGCCCCAUGGGUAAAAAGGUUAUUGAGAACAUUAAUCUAUCACACAUUGGGUAUAGCGUAGACUAUACCGUGGCUCAUCCAAAUCCUAGCAGCAUUUCUGAGGAAAACCUACCCAGUGGAGCUAAAAGCAAAUCAUGGGAUAUUUCCUCGGAACCCAGUGGCAUAUCAGCCGAUAAUGAUCUCGUUGUGCUGAAGAAUGUAGCUGUACCUAUAACUGAGCUUCCUAACGUCUUGAGGAAGGUCUCUGGCUUCCUAAAAAACGCCGGCUUUGUAUUUAUCAAUCAUCGCCACGCAAUUUCGACCACAGAGAAGUUCCUUAGUACCGUGAUCGAUUUCGAUGUUAACGCCCAAAAACUGACGGAUAUUAAGACCGCUUUGAAAAGUGCCGGAUUCGAAUAUAUCGCAUCGCGAACAAACAGCACAUCAGCAAGCUUUCUGGCACGGAAGCCAAACAACACGCAGACCAAUAAACAUACAUUCUUGAAGGUCAAGAACGGAGAGUACGGCUGGGUGGAGCUUCUGAAGACGAAGCUUCAGGAGUUCGAGGGCAAGCCACAAGGUGAAAACAUUUGGCUGUUCGCAGAAGACGUCGGGGACAGCGGAAUUGUCGGCCUCGUCAACUGCCUUCGCCAAGAGGUUGGUGGCUCACAUGUAAGGGCCAUUUUCGACGCUUCUCGUACAAACAAACGCACGAUUCCUGAUUUUUCAUUUGCCCAUACCUUCUACAAAGGGAUCGUGGCUAAGGAUCUAGUGAUGAACGUCUUCCAGAAUGGCGAAUGGGGAACCAUGCGUCACUUUACCCUGGACGCAAUGGAGAAGACUUUGAAUUAUAUCUCGACGGAGCAUGCCUUCUUGAACGUACAGACUCGAGGUGACCUUAGCUCGCUGAAAUGGUAUCAGUCACCAAUCACACGCAACCUGCCCGAAACCAGUCAAGUCCUAUGCAGUGUCUAUUACGCUCCUUUGAACUUCCGUGAUAUCAUGUUGGCCACCGGUAAACUUCCGCCGGAUGCGCUUCCAGGAGAUCUAGCCGUUUCUGAUUGUGUGCUUGGACUCGAAUUCUCUGGCCGGGAUCCUCAGGGACGGCGUGUCAUGGGUCAGGUUCCUGCAGAGGGCUUGGCUACCUCAGUCAUUGUGGACCCCGUUUUUCUAUGGGAAAUUCCGGAUGCAUGGACCUUGGAACAGGCAUCCACCGUGCCGGUCGCAUACUCUACCGCUUACUAUGCCUUGGUUAUCCGCGGUCGUUUGCGUAAGGGUGAAACUAUUUUGGUCCACUCUGGUUCUGGUGGAGUGGGCCAGGCCGCGAUCAGCAUCGCUCUCAGCAUGGGAUGCACAGUCUAUACCACUGUGGGAUCGCAAGAGAAGCGCAAUUUUUUAAAAAAUAGAUUCCCUCAACUCAAGGACAACAACUUCGCAAACUCGCGUAACCUGUCCUUCGAGAAACACAUUAUGCACGAAACUCGAGGCCGAGGCGUUGAUCUAGUCCUUAAUUCGCUCGCUGACGACAAGCUGCAAGCUUCAAUUCGCUGUCUCGCCAACCAUGCUCGAUUUUUAGAAAUCGGAAAAUUCGACCUUAGCAAUAAUUCGGCUCUAGGAAUGGCCGUCUUCCUUAAAAACAUCACCUUCCACGGAAUCCUACUUGACGCCCUGUUUGGCAGCGACCCGCACGUCGCCCAUGAUAAACUCGAAGUGGUUCGCCUAGUUACCGAAGGAAUUAAGAGUGGAGCAGUACGUCCGCUUGACACCCACGUGUUUGAUAAAGAGCAAGUGGAAGAAGCUUUCCGUUUUAUGGCUUCUGGAAAACACAUGGGCAAAGUUGUUAUCAAAAUUCGCGACGAAGAACAGCAGAAAUUGGUCGUUCCCUCACCGAUGAAAGUCAGCGCUGUCACACGUACCAGCUUCUCGAACAAGAAGACUUUUAUUAUUACAGGAGGCCUCGGUGGUUUCGGGCUUGAGCUUGCUGACUGGAUGAUUAGCCGAGGAGUUCGAUCGUUGAUCCUCACUUCUAGAUCUGGAAUUAAAACCGGCUAUCAGAAGUACGCUAUAUGCCGCUGGCAGAAGGCAGGAGUUAAGGUGCAUGUUCUUACGAAUGAUGCAGCGACCCUUGAUGGGGCAACGAAGCUUCUGAUAGAAGCAAAGAAAAUCUUUGGACAACCUAUCGGCGGUAUCUUUAAUUUGGCUAUGGUGCUUCGAGAUGCGCUCAUUGAGAACCAAAGCGCAAAAGAUUACGCCAUUGUAUCAGCCCCUAAAGUAGAGGGUACAAAGAACCUCGACGUUGCUGUCCGUAAAGAGUGUCCUGAGCUGGAACACUUCGUAGUGUUCUCUUCAGUGUCGUGUGGACGAGGAAACGCAGGGCAGACUAAUUACGGCUAUGCUAACUCGGUAAUGGAACGUAUUUGCGAGCAGCGCAGAGCUCAAGGACUUGCUGGACUCGCCAUCCAGUGGGGUGCUAUUGGAGAUGUCGGUGUCGUCCUUGAAACGAUGGGCGGUAACGAAACUGUUGUAGGAGGUACCUUGCCCCAGAGGAUUAUUUCGUGCUUCAAUGUUAUGGAUCAGUUCAUGGCGCAGGAUCACCCAGUGGUUUCUUCAUUGGUGAAAGCGGAAAUCGUAAAGACAGCGGCUGGCAGCAGUAGCGCUGACUUGUGCGCCAGCGUCGCCCAUGUCCUCGGAGUGAAAGAUGCUUCUAAACUAAACCAAAACACCACUCUCGGAGAACUUGGUAUGGAUUCGCUGAUGGGAGUCGAAGUUAAGCAACUUCUGGAAAGGGAACUUGAUGUCCACCUAACGAUCCAGGACAUUCGCACUCUAAAUAUGGCGAAAAUCAAGGAAAUGCAAUCCGGAGUGGGUCCAGUAGCUGAUGUCCCAGCUGCUACCGAACCAACUGCAAACGCUGCAUUCACUGAAAAGAAAAUCGAGGCGUCUAUCAUUCAGCAACAGCAACACCAUUCAGAAGCAAUAGCCGACGUGCCAAAGAUUGUGCUCAAAAAGCAGCUUAUCGCCACACAACCCCUACUUCAGAUGAAUUCGGUUAAGAGAACCGAUGAGCCUAUUUUCCUGUUACACCCGAUUGAGGGUAAUGUGGACAACCUAAUGGAACUCGCCAGCAAACUGGAACGACAGGUUAUCGGAAUCCAACGUACUGCUGAUGUGCCCAUUACAUCAAUCCAGCAGCUCGCAGUGUCUUACAUGCCAAAAAUGAUCGCGAAGCAGCCGAAGAAUAAGCCGUUCCACAUUGUCGGAUACUCGUUUGGCGCCACCGUAGGCUUCGAGAUUGCGUGUCUUUUACAAAAGCAGGGAUAUAAAAUAAACAGCCUUGUCCUACUUGACGGCGCGCCUACGUUCCUUCUCGCUCACACGGCAGCGCAUAAAAGCCGAACUCCCGAUAUCGAUGGCGAAGAAACUAGCGCUUUGUGCGCGUUCAUAAUGCAAUACAUCGACAUCGAUUACCUUAAGCUGAAAGCGACCCUCGCAAAAAUCGCUGGCUGGGAAGGUAAGCUUAACUACGUCACGGACAUGCUUCUGCAGAGUAAAGAACUUAACAAGGAUGACAAGCCGUCAGCUGAACAGAUCGGUCUCGCUGCACGGGCUUUCUAUGAUUUCUUACUCUGUGGCAAUAAUUACAAGGUGAUUCACAAUUUCGACGGCGAUGUCACACUUGUGAAAGUGUCGCGCCUUCGGAAUAUGGCUGCUCGCCUUCCCGAAGACUAUGGCCUCUCAAGCUGCGUAUCAGGCAAGGUGACCGUUCACGUUGUCGAAGGCAAACAUGAAGACUUUGUUCUUGGCAAGGGCGCCCAGGCGUGCGCCAAUAUCAUCAAUGCUGUCACAACUAUUUAGAUCGGUUGUUCUAUCUAGGCCAGCAGGAGUCCAAGUAAAAAAAUAUAUAUUUAUAAGAACAAGUACGUUUUAAAGUGAUACCUACGUUUAGGAACGAGAUCAAGAACUGAAUAUAAAAACAACGACUCAAUUCAAUAGGUAGUUACCAAAAGUUGCUAGGCAAUAAAGCUUUAACAUUUAUGUAAUGUCUAUGACACUGGAGAAACAUUAGGCAUAGCUGAGCGUAUUGCUUUGAGCGCCGAGUCACAAAAAUGCCGCCACCGAAAUCGAGCCUCGAGGCUCGAAUGGGCAAAGCCGCUAGCUACGUCUGUGAUAACCCAGGUUUACUUAUGCAAGGUAUUCGCAAUGUAUAUACAUUUAAUCUAAAUUAUUUAAAAUAUGAGUUGUUCAAUGCUACCGGGAGCUAGACGUGUCAACAAAUGCUAAAUACUAUUGAAAUACGAAUUAAAUCUAAAAUUUAGCAAUUUGUGGGCUGCUUAUAAAUAAAAGCAGAAUUUUCAUCUAACGGUAAAGAAGA